Molecule: messenger RNA, 8007 nt
Organism: Dunckerocampus dactyliophorus (ringed pipefish)
Lineage: Eukaryota; Metazoa; Chordata; Actinopteri; Syngnathiformes; Syngnathidae
Gene: arhgap5
Product: Rho GTPase activating protein 5
Exons: 7
Coding region: 460-4971 (1503 amino acids)
Biological process (GO): signal transduction
Molecular function (GO): GTP binding; GTPase activity
Source: RefSeq, a predicted model, not a curated record
UGUGUAUGGUGGAGGAGAGAGAGAGUCGCCAUUACUGGCUGCUUGUAAGCAGAGCAACACAUUCCUCUCCUGGAGCACCAAAACACAACCUUCAUCGUCACAUCGCAGCAGACGUCACCUUCUUUCGGACCGAGCAGCCCCAAGGGACACCACAGGACUUGUAUGGUGGAUGUUGCCAAGGACUUUUCUGCGUUUUUCAUGAGGGACUGGGUGCUGCUCUUCUCCGCGGUAUGUGGACGUGGGAGCGACCAUGUUCCUCCUAGGCAGGUGAUAAGAGGAGAAACCAGCUGCUCUAUCCCAGCUCCAAGAAUACCCAGGAUAGAACCAGAAAGUGGGUCUCACCACGAGCUGAAGGAGAAUCUGAAAAUGAACGUGCCUCCGUACCACUGACAAGCAGGCCUGGAUUGAUAUCCUGACCUUUUUUCCUGGAAGCGAGUUAGCGAUGAGUGGGCGGAUAUAAUGGCCAAGAACAAGGAUGCACGCCCCCCGACAUUUGCUGUCAGCGUGGUUGGCCUCUCCGGGACGGAGAAAGAUAAGGGAAACUGUGGCGUGGGGAAGUCCUGCCUGUGCAAUAGAUACAUACGUCCUGACGCGGACAACUACUUCUCUGAGCACACCUCAGUGCUGAGCACAAUCGACUUUGGGGGGCGCGUGGUUAACAAUGACCACUUCUUGUACUGGGGAGAGGUUCCCCACAGAGGGGAUGAGGGACUGGACUGUAAAAUCCAAGUCAUCGAGCAGACAGAGUUCAUUGAUGAUCAGACAUUUCUUCCACACCGGAGUACCAACCUGCAGCCGUAUACCAAACGGGCGGCGGCGACCAAGCUUCAGUCUGCAGAGAAGCUCAUGUAUAUCUGUACCGACCAGCUUGGCUUGGAGCAGGACUUUGACCAGAAGCAAAUGCCUGAUGGAAAGCUGAAUAUUGAUGGUUUUGUGCUCUGCAUAGACGUCAGCAAAGGCUGCAACAGAAAGUUUGAUGACCAAAUGAAGUUUGUCAACAGCCUCUACUCCCAAAUUGUAAAGUCAAAGAAACCCAUUGUUGUCGCUGCCACAAAAUGUGACGAGUUAGUAGAGCAGCAUCUGCGGGACCUUCAGACUUUUGUUGCCAGCAAGAAAAAUGUACUUCUUGUUGAGACAUCAGCACGCUCCAAUGUCAACGUGGAGCUCUGCUUCAAUGCUCUCAUCCAGCAGCUGGAUAAAACACGAGGCAAGCCAAAAACUGUGCCGUACUUGGACGCCUCUAAAGUCCAAAGGCAGCUAGUUGCCUCAGUAACAGAAAGAUUUGAGAAACUAAUGGUGCAGAUGGUGAGAGAUUACCAUACCACAUGGAAAGGAGUGGUCAGUAACAUGAAAGGUAACCCGGACUAUGAGGAGUUCAUCACCUUGGAGGGCUCAAGAAAGGGCAGAAAUAUGUUCACAAAGCACAUUGCACAACUGAAACAAGAGCAAAUCAAAAGGAGGAGAGAAGAGUACCUGACAACGCUGCCCAAAACACUAAACAAUCUCCUGAGUCGCUUAGAAGAGGUUGAGCACCUUACGUGGUCCGAGGCGCAAAGUGUGAUCCGGAACCGCUCUGAUUUCCAGUGCUGGUUUGUGGUACUGGAGCAAACGCCGUGGGACGAGACAGACCACAUUGACAACAGUGAUCGGAGAAUACCGUUUGACCUUCUGAACACCCCUGAUGGUGAGAGGAUCUACCAUAACCAUGUCCAGCACCUGCUCUCUGAGAAGAGGAGGGUGGAGAUGAAGGAAAGGUUCAAGAAGACGCUGGAGAGGGUUCAUUUUAUCAGUGCAGGGCAGCCUUGGGAGGAGGUCAUGUGCUUUGUUAUGGAGGAUGAAGCCUACAAGUACAUCGCAGAAUCAGAUAGGAGGGAUGUUUACUGUAGACACCAGCAGGAAAUAGUUGAAAGGGCCAAAGAGGACUUUCAGGAAAUGCUAUUUGAACACGCUGAGCUGUUCUACGACUUGGAUCUGAAUGCCACCCCAAGCUUUGACAAGAUGAGUGAAAUUCACAGCGUGUUAAAUGAGGAGCCCAGAUACAGAGCGUUGCAGAAACUUGCCCCAGACCGAGAGUCACUCCUCCUCAAACACAUUGGCUUUGUUUACCACCCCACUAAGGAGACAUGCCUGAGCGGGCAAAACUGUGUAGACCUGAAAGUGGAGCAGGUUUUAGCAAACAGGCUGGUACAGCUCGACCACGGCCGCUCCAAUUUGUACUACAAUAGUGCCAACAUAGAUAAGAUCAACCUCUGUCUCCUGGGAAGGGAGGGUCUCUCACAAGAACUAGCGAAUGAGAUUCGAGCUCAGUCCACAGACGACGAGUACACCGUUGAUGGCAAAAUUUAUGAAUUGGAGCUUCUUCCUGUGGAUGUCAACUCCACACUGCUCUUUAGUCAUACAUGGGUCUCCACUUUCAAGCCACAUGGCUGCUUCUGUGUAUUCAAUUCCAUAGAGUCCCUCAACUGUAUUGGGGAUUGCAUUGGCAGGAUAAGAGCAGAGAUUGCCCAGAGCAGAAGAGAGAGGUUUGCGCCGCCUCUUCCUUUUAUCCUCAUCCUGGCCAACCAGAGGGACAGUGUUUGUAAAAACAUACCUAUCCUGCGACACCAAGGCCAGCAGCUGGCAAACAAACUUCAGUGCACGUUCGUAGACAUCCCGUCCGGUGCCUUUCCGAGGAAGUUCACAGAGUUCCAAAUCAAGCAGGGCCUCCGAGCAGUGCUGGAGGGGCUCAAGCAGAACUUUGAUGUCCUCGCCCCGCUGCCCUCAAUCAAAGACAUGUCGGAGGCCGACCUCCGGAUAGUCAUGUGCGCCAUGUGUUGGGACCCCUUCAGCGUCGACCUCAUUCUCUCGCCUUUCCUCGAGUCGCACUGCUGUAGCGCAGGGCAGCCGGGCCAGAGCAACACACUCAUGUUGGACAAGAUCAUUGGGGAUAGCAGGAGGCGGAUACAAGUCACGAUCCUCUCUUAUCACUCUGCCAUUGGUGUACGCAAAGAUGAGCUGGUGCAUGGCUACAUCUUGGUCUAUUCGGCGAAACGCAAGGCUUCUAUGGCGACCCUUCGUGCUUUCUUGGCAGAGGUCCAAGAUGUGAUCCCUGUCCAAAUGGUGGCCAUCACAGACAGCCAGGCAGACUUCUUUGAAAACGACGCCAUCAAGGAGUUGAUGACGGAAGGGGAGCAUAUUGCCACAGAGAUUGCCGCCAAAUUUACAGCACUUUACUCGCUGUCACAGUACCACAGGCAGACUGAAGUUUUUACGCCCUUCUUCAACGAAGUGCUUGAGAAAAAGCCAAACAUCGAGAGUUCCUUUUUGUUUGAUAGCUCGUCAAGGGAGUGCACCACUGGUGCCAGUGAAGAGGUCUUUCAGACCUCACCACAUAGCCAUUCACCAGCAUACAACACCUAUUACGUGGAAUCUGAUGAGGACAAUGAAGCCCCCCCACCUUAUAGUCCAAUAGGCGAUGAUGUUCAGCUUCUUCCCACACCCAGUGAACGGGCCAAGUACCGCAUCGACCUGGAGGGCAAUGAGUAUCCGGUCCAUAGCACACCCAUCGGCGACCACGAACGCAACCACAAAGUGCCUCCACCUGUCCGACCCAAACCCGCUCUUUCCAAGCCUAAUGUAAAAAAGUUGGACCCAAACUUGCUUAAAACUAUUGAAGCUGGAAUGCGAAGCAACCGCAAGACUCCACGUGGGCCCAUGAUGCACUCAAAUGACAUGGAGCCUUCAGACAACUAUGCAGACCCUGUGGACACCCUGCUGAGGACCCGAGGCUUCAACAGUGACGACACAUAUGCCGAGCCCGACGACGCGCACAGCCGCCUGGUCAAAAUCCGAAACUCGUUUGGCCUCCACGGCGGAGGAGAGGAGGAGAAUGGAUACGACCGCAAAUCUCAGGCUGGACGGCGGCCUUCCAAAUACAAACAUCGCUCCAAAAUCCUGUUCAGCAAGACAAAGGCCUACCAAAGACGCUUCCAGUCGGACAGCGACGGAGAGGAGACAGGCCCCGCCACGCAAAAGAAGAAGAAGGGGAGGGCCCAUCGGGGCAGCGAGGAGGACCCCUUAUUGUCUCCUGCUGACCCCUGGAAGGGUGGUAUAGAUAACCCUGCCAUCAUGUCUGACCCCGAGCAGGAAGACAAGAAAAUGAAGAAGAAGAAGACAACCAAGACACCAAAGGAACCGAAGAAGGCCAAAUCUUCCAAGCCCCCCAAGCCACUGUACCCCCCAACGAGAAGAACGUGGGAGAGCAACUACUUUGGCGUUCCUCUGCAGAACCUGGUGACCCCGGAGCGACCCAUCCCACUCUUUAUUGAGAAGUGUGUGGACUACAUUGAGCGUACAGGUCUGACCACAGAAGGCUUGUACCGCGUCAGUGGCAACAAGACUGACCAGGACAACAUCCAGAAGCAGUUUGACCAAGAUCACACGAUCGACUUUGUAGUGAUGGACGUGGCCGUCAACGCAGCCGCCGGAGCGCUCAAAGCUUUCUUCGCCGACCUGCCCGACCCACUGAUCCCUUACAGUCUGCACCCGGAGCUUGUGGAGGCCGCAAAAAUCGUGGACUACAUCGAGCGCCUGCAGGUCCUGAGGGAGAUUGUGAAGAAGUUCCCCUCGGUCAACUACCAUGUCUUCAAAUACAUCAUCACACACCUGAACAGGGUGAGUCAGCACAGCAAGAGCACGCUGAUGACGGCAGACAACUUGUCCAUCUGCUUCUGGCCCACGCUGAUGAGACCAGACUUUGAGAACAAGGACACCUUGUCCACCACUAAGCUCAACCAGGCAGUCAUCGAGUCAUUCAUCGUGCAGAGUGACUACUUCUUCCACGGCGGCGAGGUGGCCGACAGCUCGAGUAGCGGGGGCACGCCCCCCCCGCGCUGCCACAACAUGGUAGAGGCGCUGCUGCCCCUGCAGCUGCCGCCCCCCCUCCAGCCCCAGCAGAUCCAGCACGCCCUGCCCCCCGACCCCCUCAUCUGAGAAGCGUGCCGGGGAGCGCGGUUUCGUCGGCGGUGUCUGCAGGCGGGCUGUAAGGACACGUCAGACGCUGCCUGCGGCGCCCGCUGCUCCCGGACUGGAGAACUCCCAACAUGAAGCCACUUUGGAACCUUUUCUUUCUAGCAACGUGAUUUAGCACAUAGCAAUGACAUUAAUCAUUAGCAGGGUCUGAUUCCUCCCACCGAUGACACAGCACACGGCGUCUAGCUGACCCCACCCCUUUUGCCACUCGCCCCCAACUGUGGUUGGUGAGCUGAAAUGACUUCCGUCUUCCUGCAGGUCUUCACAUUUCAGCAACACUUGUAACGUUUGACCUCAGCUGAAGACGCCAUCAAUUGUAGAUAAUUUCAGUAUGGGAGGGGCAGCCCCCUUCCGCAAAGAAGAGCACAGUGUCAAAGGUCAUAAUUGACCAUUUCAUUUGUGUUUUUAUUAUUUUGACUUUUCUUUUUGAUAUAUUUCUAUGUCGUCUAAUUUCUUAUCCUGUCUGUGUGCGUGCGUGUGUGUGUGUGUGUGUGUGUGUGUGUGUGUAUGUAUGUAUGUCCUGUGUGUGUGUGUGUGUGUGUGUGUGUGUGUGUGUCUAUUCAAACCUUCUCCACAGAGAGAUGGUCGGAUUUAGGAGGGAAGAAAAAAAAAAGUUCAGCCUGUUGGCGUUUUCGCCUCCUGAUGCUUUUAUUUUGAAGGGACAAGCCCUCUGCCGAGGCACAUGAGCGAUAUAACCACUAGGUGGCGACUCGUUUGGGACGUCUGCAUGUUUUUAGUGAAAAAACACAAAACAAAAGAAAAAACGCUAAAAGGCGCAUUUAUUCCGUUGCAUCUCUCAUUCGGAAUGUUUUUCAGUUUAAGGGGAAGUUUUUUAUUUUGAACUUGAUAUCAUAUUUUUGGUUAAAUGUUUUUUUCCUAAAUAGAGGAAAAAAGUUUAUAUAAGAAUAAAUAUAUAAGAAUUUAUCAGCAGGAAUGUUGCUGAUGGACUCAAACGUAACCGGGUACUCCUAGAAGCUAAGUGGCGCGCGUGUGUGUAUGUGUAUGCUGUACCAAUAAGGAUGUUCCAAGAAAACGGUUCAAUAUAGAUGAAAUCCCGACUGUCUUUGAACGCAGCACGCUAUGAGUCUUACUGUCCUCCGUCAGGAUGAGAAGUUUCAAGUUAAGUAAUGGUUGGGUAAGGUUCGGACGCUCGUAGCACUUUGUGGCAUGAUCUUUUGUGGCAUGAUCUUCUGACGCUGGAAAGACGGAACGUGAUGAGACGGCAAUAACGCGAUGUUUGACUUCUUAAAGAGACAGAAAUGUGAAAGUGCUUCAACGGGUGACGGUUUUAAGCCACGUAACACCUGUCAAGUCCUGUGACGUGAUGACCCCGGCACACCUAAGGCCACACCCACAGUCACAUGACUUGUGUGGAUGUAUGACUUGCGGAAGUGCGUGUGCGUGCGUGUGUAUGUAUGUGUGUGUGUGUGUGUGUGUGUGUGUGUUGUGUCGAACGCUAUGGAAGGAUGUAGAAAAGUUUAGCGCUCGUCCUCGCCGCUUCCUGCCAACACGGUGGACAUGUUUACAUCGCUGACUGUUGGCAGGCUAGCUGUGACGUCACAUGGAAACAAAAGGUCUUUUUGUUGGCUCAAGUGCACAAUUUCCAUCCACUGAAAUUGCAACUGAAUGUAACAAACUAAGGCAGGGGUGUCCAAAGUGUGGGCUGGGGGCCAUUUUUACCCCACAGCUGUUUUUUUAUUUUUUAUUAUUGCUUCUCGUCGUCUUCUACCACGUAUUUGCCCUUCUUUCACGACGCUCUCCUGUUUGAAUAGUUUCCCUAUUUCUAAUAGUAUAAUAAGCACAUCCUGGGGAAGAUCAGAAUUUUGCUUAUUUUAUAAUGCAAAUGGUGCAUGGGUAUAUUGUAAAAAUCAAAUAAUUGAUGAUUAUUGAGAUAUAUUAUUAGAUAUUAUGCAACGAUACAGAGCCGGCCCUACCAGACGUGGCACCCCCAAAAGAAGUGGAAUAGCAGUGUUUUUACAUGCGUAACACAUUACAAAUGUAAAAAUCAGAAAUACAAUAUACAUACCCUUACCUCAAAAUAAAAAUCCUAUAAUCGAUCAAUAAUAGUAAUAAAUUAGAAAUACAGCAAGCAGCAUCAAAUUUAAAUAAGCACUCAAAAUUAAGUGAAUAAAAAAUACGGUAAAUGAAUAAGUAAAAUGAGCUAAAAUAAAUCAAAAUAACUGUACAGAAACAGACUUUCUGUGUUUAAUAAUUUGUGUUCAUAUUGGGCAUUGCUUUUGUUUCAAUAGUACGUCAUAACUACUUUUAAUUAUGUUGAAGGUGAAUUUUUUUUUUUGCCGAUUUAGUGGUGCCCAUAGCCUUUGCUUAUAAUGCCAGUGGGCCAACUGGCUCUGCUUCUAGAACACAAAGCUACGAUGUGGAUGUUUUGUUCAGAUAGUUUAGCAUUUAUUGACCAACAUUGGAUUGCUUUUAGCAUCUUUAAUGUACAGAAUGUACCCUUCAAUUUUUAUGUACGCGACCCUCACUGGACACCCUGAAGUAAGGGGAGCGUGUAUUGCUUUUGAAAUAAUGUGAACAUUUAAGACAGAUUGGAAUGCAGCCCGACACUUGUUGAACCUUGAUGAAACAGACCAAUCAGACUGAAAGGCGUCAAAUGCCGUCAAAUUUGAUUGGUUGAAGGUCAUGUUGGCGAGGACGUGCGUCUGGAAUGAGAGUGAUGCGAGAGAGAUGCUUUUUCUGAGUGACUAAAGGGACAAAAUAUUCAAAUUGGAACACAGCCAGAAGGCCUUUAGAAGCUUUUACGAUGCUGGACUGACAAGGAUGUAGACAAGACACGAUGGGAAUGGAAUGCGGCCAAGAGUUUUUGUGGCGCUUUAAGAGGAGGCGUGUGCCGCUGCUAGCUAAUUGAAGAUACGGCGCUAUUUGUGUAGUCUCCAUCAACUCAUGUCUGCCACAAAGUGUAAGAACCUCAACUGUAACAUAGUCAAGAAACCGGACGUUCUCAAUCGUUUCCUAAUAAAUUUCCCUUUUUUCCAA